Molecule: messenger RNA, 1367 nt
Organism: Cuscuta epithymum
Lineage: Eukaryota; Viridiplantae; Streptophyta; Magnoliopsida; Solanales; Convolvulaceae
Source: the annotation of a GenBank genome assembly
AUUUCCUGUAAAUUCAACAUGAACUGUCCAUAUCGCAGUGCCGAUAUACGGCGCUUGUCCAGAUAUUUACCACGAGAGCGUUUGGCGGGAACUGGUCUCCCCAAGAAACUAGCAUCAGUCGCUUAGCCCUAACCCGCUGUUACACUGUUAGUCCGUAUAAAUCUGGUCUGGAUUUCAUAAAAAAAAAUCUGUUUCUAAUUAUCUCCUUUCAGAGGAGACCUACGAACAUCCCCAGAUCUCAAGGUUUAAACACCUCUCCGCCGUGAUGAAGAAAACAUCAUUGAUAUUAAAAUCUUUCUGUUGGUUUCAACUAAUUUUUCUUCAAAUUUCUUCUUCAGUCGUAGCUAUCAGGAAGGAUGUGAGCAUGCAAAACAAUCAUAUUUGUAGAACAACGGUACAAGGAAGAUACUUGAUAGCUGAUGAUAGAGGUCAAGUAUGUGAUGCCAUGUCAGUUGAUCCACAGUCUCGCUGCUGUAAUGGCAAAGGAGAUCAAUUCUCUUGCCAUGGUUGCAAACUUCUCUCACAGUGCUGCAACACGUAUGAAUAUUGUGUUGCAUGCUGCCUGAAUCCGUCUAGGACACCAGAGGAGCUAGCACUAAAGGUGAAGACUGCUAAGCCUGUAACAGCUGCUAAAUAUUCAAGUGUUUUUGAGUUCUGUGCGGGCAGAUGUCGUCAUAAUUCAGAGAGUGUGGUCCAUGAAAAUGCAUACCUUGGUGAAUUUCAUCAUUGCUUCUCCAUACCAUCAAAUUCCUCAGGAUUUUCUGAUCAGCAAUUCAAAUUACAAUUGACCGGGAUCAACAUUGUCAUUGGAAGGCGAGGGGAAUCAUGCGAUUCGGCAUGCAACUCAAGUGGUGAAUCUUGUGUACCCAACAAACUACCGGUGCUUAAUCACUGUGAAAUGAUGCAGAAACACUUGAGCUGUAAAGGUGGGUGCUUGGCAAGUAUUGGAGCUGACCAACCUGCGGAAGUAGUUGAUGAUUCCCCUAGAGAUCUGAAUCCAGGGGCAUGUUUGUACACAACAUCAGAGUCUCUGCUAUCCUGCAGCGGUUCUCAUAAACAUACAAGGAGGAUUUGCCCAUGCUCUUAGUGUUUUGUUCAGUAAAUGUUAAAAAUUAUGUAAUGUCGUUUACCUCACCCAUUACGUUUGCUAGUUUUACUAAAUUUUGACUGUGGCCUGAGUGACCAACCAUAUGAAGAUAUGAAGUAUAGUGAAUGAGAGGGAAUACUCAUCAAUGCUAUCUCCAGGAGUAAAUAUUUAUCCUAAUUGAUUCAUAUACUUCUCGUGCAUAUAUUGAUGCGAGAGGACAAGUAUUGAAUCUCCAAUUCUCCAUAGAAUCACGCUGGAACCUUUCAUUUUUUUUAAAUAA